Messenger RNA from Colletotrichum destructivum, 270 nucleotides. RefSeq lists its product as uncharacterized. The transcript has a single exon. Bases 1 to 270 code for a protein of 89 amino acids. The record is from RefSeq and is a predicted model, not a curated record. Lineage: Eukaryota; Fungi; Ascomycota; Sordariomycetes; Glomerellales; Glomerellaceae.
AUGAUCUCAGAAGAGCAACGAUCGAAACGGCGGCGCGAAGCUAGAAAGGAUUUUUACAUCAUCAUCGACAAGAUCCGUGCUAAGCCUGACUUUCAGAACUUCCUUCUCCCACCAACGCCUCAGGAACUGAUCUCCGCUGCUUCGUCUGGUCCUAUCAUCGUCGUGAACACAAGCUAUAUUCGAUGCGACGCGUUCCUAAUUGAUACCCACGCGAUCUGGUUGCUACGUCUUCCUCGCCUGAAACUUUCGGACUUCGAGGGUGAAAGCUAA